Sinocyclocheilus rhinocerous is the source of this 1687-nucleotide messenger RNA. RefSeq names its product adipose secreted signaling protein b (gene adisspb). The record is from RefSeq and is a predicted model, not a curated record. The coding region runs from base 277 to 804 and encodes 175 amino acids. The transcript is spliced from 6 exons. NCBI's taxonomy places the organism in Eukaryota, Metazoa, Chordata, Actinopteri, Cypriniformes, Cyprinidae.
CGGAAGUUGUAGCCCUUCAGUGAAAGUGAAGUCGAGCGCUCGCUCGCAGAUCAGCGCCUGCCUGGUUCUGACUGGAGCUUUGGGUUUUGAGCUUCUGGUUCUGGUUCUGGUUCAUUUCUGUAGAAUCCUGGGAGGUUCGACGCGCGAGUUUAGACUGAAAUCUACAGCAGCAGAAGCCCAUUAUCAGUGAGAAUAGGGUUGUUUUGAGGUCAGAUGUCAUCCGCGAUGAGGCCGUAACAGAAGCUUUUCCUGAGUUUGGUCCUGAUUUUUGCCAGAAUGGCCACUGCUAAGAAAGCGUUGUCUAAGACGGGGGGUGUUCGCUUCGCUGAGGAACCUGCUGCAGCCGCCGCCGCUCACACUCAUGUGCAUUUUGACGAGAAACUGCACGACUCCGUCGUCAUGGUGAUACCCGAGUCCAACGGGAACUUCCUGGUGAAGGUGGGCUUCCUGAAAACACAGCACCGAUAUGAGAUCGUGUUCACACUGCCUGAGACGCCAGAGCUUGGGAAAGACGUGUGUCCUGCCCCCAUCCCCAAUCCUCACCUCCGUAUCACUAACUUAACACCGUCCUCAGACGGAGGUCUGAGGGUGACUUGUGAAUAUAUGGCCCAUCAGGAGGGAGUGAUGUGUGAGGAGGUGCAGAUUCUUAGCGAGAGCAAAGAGGAUGUGAGUGUGAAGGUCAAAGUUCAUGCUCGUGUCAUGGACCGUCAUCACGGCACUCCGAUGCUGCUGGAAGGCGUGCGCUGCAUAGGAGCAGAACUCGAGUACGACUCCGAGCAAAGCGACUGGCAAGGCUUCGACUGAACGCCUGAACCUCACAGACUUCCCACUCAGUGCCACAUAUCUCGUGUCGGCAGCGACAGAAUAUUCCAGAUUCUGGAAUUCUGCUGUCAGUGUCACUGCUUUCUGCUCGCAGCGUUUGGAAACAAACUGUGGUUACUAGCUUGUUUGUACUGUUACAAUGGAAUGCAGGAAUGAUCUAUCGUUUACUGUAGCUCUCUGUGAUUUGUCGUUUUUCAGGUUUGGAUAAAAAACAAUCAAAUUGUGUGUGUUUGCUCUAACUGAAUUCCAGUGUUAUGACUGAAUGUUUCUUUCAGAUAAAAACAAAUAUAAUAUGCUCUUAUGUCUGUGCUUCUGCACUUUCUUGCUCCAAUCUGAUGUGAAUCUAACGUUUUUUUUUUACUAAUUCUAUGAGUGAUGCUUGUGCUCACUGUGAAUCAGCCUCUUGUAUUUGUACCAGUAGGAGGCGCUGCUGACUACAAAAUCAAUCUUACAUGUUUCACUUUGUGUUGGCAUCUUGGCUUUAAAGUUUUGAUUCAUCUACUGAAAUGAAUUUGAUUAGUCAUUUUAGAUCCAGCAAAUGUUGGAGAUUUUGUCUGCCCUGAUAGAUUUUUAAUGCGAUCAUCACUUUAAGGGCUGUUCAUUCUUCUUUAGUGUGUAACAUUCUGUUUUUUGAGCCAAAGUGCCUGAAAUCAUGGACAUUUUUAGUUUAUUUGAUUGAUGCCAGCAUGUAAAUCGAGCUAUUACAUUACAUUGAAUGUUGACAGCCUUAUUCCAGCAUAGUAUUGUAUGUCUAUUCUUAACUCCAUUUUACUGCUUUUAUGGGGUCUCUGUAAAAGUUAGUGUCUUUUCAAAUGGAAAUUCAAAAGAAUGAUCUUCAUUGGUCUUCACUGUUGAUGGCUUGUUU